Archocentrus centrarchus (flier cichlid) is the source of this 2441-nucleotide messenger RNA. RefSeq names its product estrogen-related receptor delta (gene esrrd). Gene Ontology annotation, biological process: regulation of DNA-templated transcription. Gene Ontology annotation, molecular function: sequence-specific DNA binding; zinc ion binding; DNA-binding transcription factor activity. Bases 98 to 1588 code for a protein of 496 amino acids. The transcript is spliced from 7 exons. The record is from RefSeq and is a predicted model, not a curated record. NCBI's taxonomy places the organism in Eukaryota, Metazoa, Chordata, Actinopteri, Cichliformes, Cichlidae.
UCAAAGCCUCAGAUGUUCCUCUGAGGAAGUUUGUCCCACUUUUUUUCUGGACCUUGAAGUAUCAUCUCUGGGUGUGUGAACGCUCCACAGCAGGUUCAUGAUGGAGCUGAAGGACUUCUGUGUGACCGGCACCUACAACUUCCUCAGCCCACAGCGCCUCCUGGACUCCUCAUCUUCCUCCUCACCCACAGAUGAAGCCCAGUCCCCGGCUUCCUUCCUCCACUCCCCCCCCCUCAGUCCCGCCUUCCCUCUGGAAGCCACGCCCACUCUCAGCCCUUCACAUCCAGAAGUCUUCCUCCCCAGCCCGACCUCUUCAUCUCCCUCCACACCAUACAGCCUCCUGUGUGGAGUGGCAGAGCCCGACUCCCCGACAGGAUGUAGUUCCAGCGGGGGAAGCAUCGGAGGCAGUGCUUCGGUGUGUUUUUCACAGUCUGCCUCGUUUUCAGCGCAGGUUGACUCCAUCCUGAGGGGCAACUAUAUGACGGCGAUGGGGGCUGUGGGGCCCAAAAGACUGUGUCUGGUAUGUGGAGACUUCGCCUCCGGGUAUCACUACGGCGUGGCGUCCUGCGAGGCCUGCAAGGCUUUCUUCAAGAGGACCAUACAAGGCAACAUUGAGUACACCUGCCCUGUGAUGAAUGAGUGCGAGAUCACGAAGCGGAGGAGGAAAGCCUGUCAGGCGUGCCGCUUCCGGAAGUGUCUGCAGGCCGGGAUGAUGAGGGAGGGUGUUCGUCUGGAUCGGGUCAGAGGGGGGCGCCAGAAGUACAAGAGGCGGGUGGAGACAGGACUGAGUUCGUGCACCAAAGCCCCGUACAGCCACGCGGUCAGCAGCAGUGAGUUCACGCUCGCUCCCUCUGAAGGUUUUCAGGUUCUCGCACACACUGAACUCCAUUUAUCAUCCACUUCCUGUCUUUUAGGAAACAAGAUAAUUUCCCACCUGCUGCUCACAGAGCCCACCCCUUUAGCUGCCAAUCAAGACAAUUCGACCAAUGACAGCAGCCUGCGGACCCUGCUGACCCUCUGUGACCUCAUGAACCGGGAGCUGCUGGUUCUGAUUGACUGGGCCAAACAGAUCCCAGGUUUCUCUGGACUCUCAUUGGUUGAUCAGAUGUCACUGCUGCAGAGUGGCUGGAUGGAGGCACUGCUGGUGGGCGUGGCAUGGCGUUCGCAGGACGCUGUAGGGGAGGAGCUCGUGUUCACCGGGAAUCUGCGGCUGGACGAGGCUCAGUGUCGAGCCACGGGAUUGGCCGACCUGUACGAGGCGCUGCGUCACCUGACGGCUAAAUACCGGGCGAUGAAGCUGAGCCCCGAAGAGGUGGUGAUGCUGAAGGCCAUGGCGCUCGCCAACUCUGACGCCGACCCGGUCGACUGUCCGGACUCCGUGCAGAGGUUUCAGGACGGGCUUCACGAGGCGCUGCAGGACUACGAGUCGUCCCGCAGGGAGCAGCACCGAGCGGGCCGUCUGCUCAUGACACUCCCCCUGCUGCGGCAGACCGCCGACCGAGCCGUGCAGGCGUUCCUGCGGCUGCACCGGAACCGCCACGUUCCCCUCCACAAACUGCUGCUGGAGAUGCUCGACGCCAAAGCCUGACCGCUUCCUGUCUGCUAUCACAUGACUGCUGCGGCUUUUAUUAUUAUUAGGCAGACUAAUGAAUUCCAACACACUCCUCAGGAUUCAGAGAAUCGUGAUGAAGACUUUUAAAAAUCAAAAAACCUCAAACUUUUCUGGCAGAAAAAGGCUUCCAUAGAAAGGUUUUAAUAAGAAAAUCUAAAAACUAAAUGCACUUUCCUGUUUGUUUUGUGACUUUCAGUAUGGAAUUCAGUCUGGUGUCAAACUAAAAUAUUUGAUGGGACUUUCAUUUCUACCCUCCCUGUAAAUACUUCAUUUACGCCCCAGAAAAAAAAAAAAAAAAAAAAAAACUGCUCCUGGUGUGUGAAAAAUCCACCGUUACAGCUUUUCACCAUAAAGUUUUCACAGCAAGGCAUCAAAGUGGAGCCAUUCUGCUCGUCUGCAGCUCUUGGACGCUGCCAGGGCAGCUUUGCGUGACUCAGUUCAUCAGGAUCCUCCUUUGUCUGAUACUGGGCCUUUGUUUGACCAGUGGGCGGGGCUUCUGUACCUGAGAUGACCAUAGUACGGAUUUCCCCUUUCUGUGACAUCACACACACACACAGGUUACUGCACAGAAAACAGAACAGACCUACUUUAAUCAAUAUGUAAUUGACAAGCACUCCUCUAAGCUCCGCCUCCUUCAGGUAAAGGUGGCCCAGAUUUGGAUAUAUUUUUGUAAACAGAUAUUUUUGUGGGAUUUUUAUUUUUCCACGAUGAGGUGGUCACACCGUGGUGCCACCAGGGGCACAUUUGUGGACUUUUGCUAAUGAUUAGAGGAUAACUGACUGACUGUUAUCAAAUUAAAGUUUUUCGAAUAAAACACGACCAUUCAUAA